Molecule: messenger RNA, 2581 nt
Organism: Pseudoliparis swirei
Lineage: Eukaryota; Metazoa; Chordata; Actinopteri; Perciformes; Liparidae
Gene: terf2ip
Product: telomeric repeat binding factor 2, interacting protein
Exons: 9
Coding region: 71-2185 (704 amino acids)
Biological process (GO): regulation of DNA-templated transcription; telomere maintenance via telomere lengthening
Cellular component (GO): shelterin complex
Molecular function (GO): telomeric repeat DNA binding
Source: RefSeq, a predicted model, not a curated record
GGACGAUCGAGCAGGUCGUAAAGAAACUAACGCGAUUCUUUGUACAUCUACAAACGCUACAUGGUGAGACAUGUUGACCAUGCAGUCCAACAAGCAGGAUGUGGCGACACCGAACGUCAACCCAGUUCUGUUCAUGACUGUGGACGGUGAGCCCAUGUCUUUCUUCCUGCCACCGGGUCCUGUGAAAAGCAAGCUCCAGCCCCUCAUCACAGCUGGGGCAGGGGUGUUGAACAAUGUGCAGCAGCCAGGAGCCAUCCUGCUUAUACCCCCAGAGGAAAGAGGCAUUAUUCCUGAAAAUAGGGCUCACUGGUACGUGUCCACCCAGUACAUCCUUGACUGUAUUGAGAAGGAUGAACAGCUGGACUUAGAGGACUAUAGGUUACAACCUGAAGUGGUCCUGAGACAGUCUCCUCGACCAAACAAUAACAAACAAAUCUCAACUGUAAACUAUGGAGGAAGGGUUGCCUACACCACUGAAGAGGAUGCUGCCAUUUUGACUUAUGUCAGCAAGCACAAAACAGAGACUAAGGGAACCCGGCUUUGGAAAAUUAUGGAGGAGGAGCGCGUGACCACGCACAGCUGGCAGUCAAUGAAAUACCAUUAUCAAGUGCCACUGGCAAAGAGAUAUCCAGAGGUUGUGGAGGUGGCAACAACAGAGGAAAACACAGACGCAGCCGAGAGCGAGACCAAGGUAGAAGAAAAUCAAGAGACAGAUGUUAACAAAAAGUCCAGUGCAGACGACUCUCUUUCUCCUCAGACACAUUCAACCGAAACGGACCUAGAACAGAUAGGUGCCCAGUCCACUCCAUCUGAAAGCAGAGAAACAGAAGUUGUCGAAACUCAAGCAUCCAUCCCUCCCCAAGAGGAAGUGCAACAUGUGGACCCACAGACAGAUAAACAACCAGCUGAAAGCACAGAGGUAGAGCCUGUAGAAGCUGAAACAUGUAGCUCCCCCCAACCAGAGGGUUCUUGCUUGGACGCACAGACAGAUGCCCAACCCGUUUCAGCUGAGAGUGCAGAAUCGGAAACGAAAGAACCACAAACAAUCAUUGUCAGUGUGUCAAGUGUGCCAGAGGAUUCUCCUUCAGCUGAGCCCGAGUUUCUGCCUGACACCUCCCCUCAGAAAAAGCCCAAAGAGAAGCAGAACGCCUCCCCCAAGCCGGAGCAACGACAGCGUCAAUUAACGCGGAGGCAGCUUCUGGUCGACGCGUCUUCAUCGCCUGAACCGUACGGCAAAAAACUCAGAUCAUCAAAAACUUCUCCAAGGCGACUAUCAUUAUCUCCUCAGCCCUCAAAGAAAACUAAAUCUGCCAAUAGGUCCGAUCUUCAGACGGACACAACAGACGACCAGCCGCCUUCUAAGAGAGCCAGAGGGACGAGUGUGGCAGAAAGUCCGGCUGCCAUCCCUGAAACCGCACAAGCAGCCGAUACAGAGUCUAAUUCAGUGCCAAAGAAAGGAGCGAAGAAGAAAGAAAAGAGAAAGUUGGGGAUUCUAGAAAUGGCUACAAAGGAGUUUGAAGAUGGAAGUGAGUCUGAAGAAGAUGGAAGUCUAGAUCUCCAGAAGCUGACUGAAACGGCCACGGUGCCCCCCACAUCAACCGAGCCUCCACCCCCAACCCCAGACACAGCUGCAGAUGUUGUUUCCACGCCGGCCAACCCUGAACAUGGACCCCGCCCCCAGGAGAACAUGCAGGUGGCCGAGGCCUCCUCCAGCACGUCCCUGCCUAAGACAGGCUGUCCUGAACCUGCGGCCAAUGGGGCCGUCAAUGCAGACUCCAAGGCCCACCUCUUCAUAUUUGACAGUGAAUCUCAGGAGGACUCUCAGUCCAUUAUUGGUGAUAAUCCAGUAGCUUUGUCCAAACCACAGUCAACCGUCAACAAAGACGCAACACUUUCACUGACUCAGGUCCAGUUGGAAGAGGACAAGCAGGAAAUCAAAGCGCUGAUGAACCAGACGAACCAGGAUUUAGUCAGUGUGACCAAAGCCCUGUUGAGGACCAGCGGAGACUUCUCUGCUGCUCGGGAGCAGCUUUUGAAUCCCUCCUCCGUUUCAGGACCAGUUUGGAAUCGCUGUGACGAUGGUCUUUUGUUCUCGACUGAUCCCGUCGUCCGACAGCAGCUACAAGAGAAAUACAGCGAGGAGGACGUGGCUAAAAGAAUCGUGUUCUUUGAGGUAGAGAGAUGAAAUUGAAAGAGAGGUCAGUAUAGAGAGAAAAGAGAAGAAUAAGAGGUCAAUACAUAAGGAGUCAACACCGCUAUUAUGCCGCUUAACUAGUGUGAGCUUGUUUGCUGGUAUUGGAUUAUUUAACAUGAAAACCACCGUCCCUCUACUUUAUUGCUGCUUCUUCUGGCUAACUUGAAGAGAUGAAAUCAUAAACAUUGAACCAGAGGGUUUAACUAUUAAACAUUUUAAGUAAGAUCAUUCUCUAUGUUUGGGAACAGAAUAUUGUAAUUUGUUUAGAAUAAAAAUACUGAUUUAUGUUGUUUUUAAUUAGUUGUAUGUUCUUUAUAUGGCAUGAAAUAUUUCUUACCAUUUUAAAAUCACAUGUUUUACAUUAUGAAAUAAAUAUCCUGUUUUCUA